Prunus mume (Japanese apricot) is the source of this 1866-nucleotide messenger RNA. Its product is annotated as F-box/FBD/LRR-repeat protein At1g13570-like. NCBI's taxonomy places the organism in Eukaryota, Viridiplantae, Streptophyta, Magnoliopsida, Rosales, Rosaceae. The record is from RefSeq and is a predicted model, not a curated record. Gene Ontology annotation, molecular function: protein binding.
CCCGGCAAUGGAAAUAAAGCUUAUCUAUUUUUGCUUUUUUGUUUUUAACAAGGUGCCUAGGCUUCUGAUUUCACCGGGUUCGUCUAGUCUAUAUCAGCACUCUGUAAGCUGAGCUUUUUCCUUCAAAUCUACUGAAGACCCAUUUCGAAUUUUCGAUUUGCAAGAUUUCUUUUAUUCCACAAAGCCCCUAGUCUGAUCCCGCACUCUCACUUCCUAAAUAAUUUUUCGGUGGAUCCGCUGCCGGACAACAUGAUCGGCUAACUGGUACUCGUCUUGGGAAUCGGAACUUGCCUGGAUUACUAUCUCCAUAUUUUUGGGACAAAUCGAAGGCGAUAUGUGGUCAGAACAGGAUGAAACAUGCUUCUUUUGUAUAUAUGACCAUAUCAAAUCUGACUAUUGGUUGUGAGAAUGCAAAGACAACCACUGAAGUCCCCUUGCAAACCGCAGAUGGAGUUGGAUAGGAUUAGCAACUUACCGUGUCAUGUUGCAGAACGAAUUCUGUCGUGUUUGCCGAUUAGGGAGGCAGUGAGGACAAGUGUUUUGUCAAGCAAGUGGAGGUACAAAUGGGCUAUGGUUGCGCAUCUCGUGUUCGAUAAUCACUGUCUCUCGGCUCAAAACCGAACAACUUUUGUCAACAUUGUUGAUCAUGUACUCUUACUUCACAUUGGCCCCAUACACAAGUUCAAGCUUUCAAAUCGAGAUUUUCUAGCCACUAGUGAUAUUGAUCGAUGGAUUCUUCAUCUAUCAAGAAGCUCUAUCAAAGAGUUCAUACUUGAAAUUUGGAAAGGGAAUCGCUACAAGAUGCACUCAUCUGUAUUUUCUUGCCAAGAUAUGACUCAUUUGGAGUUAUUUAAUUGUUUGUUAAGACCUCCGCCAACAUUCAAAGGCUUCAGCAGAUUGAAGAGCCUUGAUCUUCAGCAUGUUACCUUGGCCCAAGACGUCUUUGAUAAUAUGGUUGUUCGCUGUCCUCUGCUUGAGAAAUUGACUGUGAUGAACUUUGACGGUUUCACCCUUCUCAACAUUGAUGCACCAAAUCUCCAAUUCUUUGACGUUGGAGGUGUUUUUGAAGAUGUUAAUUUUAAGAAUACCUUAAAUCUUGCUGUAGUCUCCAUUGGUUUGUACGAGCAUGUUUGCAACUACCAAAGACGAGGGCCUCCUGGCAGUUCUAGCCAUUUGCUCAAAUUUUUAGCUCACCUGCCUCGUAUUCAAAGACUGGAAAUUCAGAGUUACUUUUUAAAGUAUUUGGCUAUUGGUACCUUGCCAGGAAAGCUGCCUAAACCAUGUCUAGUUCUGAAUUAUCUUUCUAUUCGCAUAAGCUUCACUGAUUCAGAUGAGAUCUCAACUGCUGUAUGCCUUUUGAGAAGCUCACCUGCUCUACAAGAAUUAGAAAUUUUGGUCCGGCCAGAGGAUACAACUUGUGCAGGAACGGUUAACUUUCAGUUAGAUGACGACUGGAAUGGUCCAAUUGCCCGACUCCGCCAUGUGAAAAUAAACGGCAUCGCUGGUACCAAACCCGAACUAGAAUUCAUCAGACUUCUACUUUUAGGUUCACCUGCGCUUGAGAAGAUGACUGUUAAGCCCGCUUCUGUCACCUGUGGUUGGGAGAUUGUAAAAAAGUUGCUUCAGUAUAGGCGCGCCUCAGUAUAUGCAGAGAUAAUCUACAUGGACCCAUGACAUGACUCAUCAAUGAGUUUUGGCAGCUAUGAGGACUUUCCUACUGAAAGGAAUGUUGGUUUUGUAUGAAGUAUUAAUGAUGUAUGUUUAUUUUUCUGAACAAUGUCUCAUGUUGGCAAUGCCCUUGCAUUUGUGGAAUCUGGUAUCUGUAAGCUCUGAGAUCUGGAUUAACUUGGCAUGAAUAUUGCAUAA